GCUGGUACGAGGACAAUUGGUACGAAGUGAACUUGGAAAAUGAGGGCAUUACAUGCACCAAGGAGCAAAUGCGCAUCGCCGCCGAAGGACAUCUUACAACGGAAGCGCUUAUGUGGAAUCAGAACAAUCAAACGACAAUUUCCGGCAUGACAGCUGAGGAAUUUCGGCAACGACUGAAUCAUGCACUCAUCGAAGAAGGUUACGACAUCAAUCACGAUCGCUAUCCGGAGGGCUAUCAGGAGGCGCCGCUGGCCUACGACGCUGUCUGGAGUGUGGCACUAGCAUUCAAUAAGACAAUGGAACGCCUGAAGCAACGACAGAAAUCGUUACGCGAUUUCACCUAUACGGACAAGGAAAUUGCCGAUGAAAUUUAUGCAGCCAUGAAUUCUACACAAUUCCUUGGCAUAUCGGGUGUCGUUGCCUUCAGCUCGCAAGGCGAUCGUAUUGCCUUAACACAAAUCGAACAAAUGGCGAAUGGAAAAUAUGAAAAAUUGGGUUAUUACGACACACAAUUGGAUAAUUUAACCUGGUUAAAUAUGGAACAAUGGAGUGGAGGAAAGGUACCUCAGGAUCGCACAAUUGUACGACGCGUCUUACGCAAUGUAUCGCUGCCAUUAUUUGUCUGUAUGUGUACAAUUUCAAGUUGUGGUAUAUUAGUAGCCUUAGCACUUAUUGUAUUCAACAUAUGGAAUAAGCAUAGAAG
Molecule: messenger RNA, 703 nt
Organism: Rhagoletis zephyria (snowberry fruit fly)
Lineage: Eukaryota; Metazoa; Arthropoda; Insecta; Diptera; Tephritidae
Product: gamma-aminobutyric acid type B receptor subunit 1-like
Biological process (GO): gamma-aminobutyric acid signaling pathway; G protein-coupled receptor signaling pathway
Cellular component (GO): membrane; G protein-coupled receptor heterodimeric complex
Molecular function (GO): G protein-coupled GABA receptor activity
Source: RefSeq, a predicted model, not a curated record